GUGGGGCAGGAUGUGAUUCAGUUUAUUAUGGACUGAGCCAACAGAGAGUGCAGCACAGCAGACACACUGUCAGAGCGGGACAGACUGGAAAGCAUCAGUGGGAUAACUGAGUCUGACACACAUCACGUUUUGAGAGGGUCAAAACUCCUUCCAGCAUGAACAACUUCGGUCCAUCUUUGCUCCUCUCCAAUGCCAACGACACAAACCCAGAGGAAGACAGCGUUGUGAGCAAUGACUUCUCCACGGCGUUGGGUGCCCUCAUCCUCAGCCUGGUCUUCCUCAUGGGCGUGCCUGGAAACCUCUUCAUUGUCUGGAGCAUCCUAGCACGUAUCCGGCGGCGCUCAGUCACCACCCUCCUAAUCCUCAACCUGGCGUGUGCCGACGGCUUCCUCAUGGCCCUCACCAUCUUCUUCAUUGUCUACCUUGCUAAGCAGUCGUGGGUCUUUGGUUAUGUCAUGUGCAAAGGCCUGUUCUACUUGUGCAACGCCAACAUGUACGCUUCCAUCUUUCUGAUCACACUGAUGAGCGUGCACAGGCUGGUGGUCGUGGUGUUGCCGAGGAGGGUGUCUUCCCUGGUCAGGACGAACAUUGUGAGGAGGGUCAUCAUAGGCAUGUGGGUGCUGGUGAUGCUGAUUUCGAUCCCCUCGCUCAUUUUUCGAGACGUGAGAGAGGACAAAGAUGAUAUGAAUAACACAAGAUUGGUGUGUGCGCCCAUGCACACCGAGCCUCGACACGUGAGGUUUCAGUAUUCCUUAGAGACGGUUGCAGGAUUCAUUCUUCCUUACGCAGUCAUCAUAACCAGCUACGUGCUCAUCCUGAGACGCCUGAGGCAGACCAGGUUUCGCAGAAAGGUCCGCAGCGAGAAGCUCAUCCUGGCCAUUGUGGUGAUGUUUGGUAUGUUCUGGCUGCCAUACCAUGUUAUCAACAUGAUGCAGGUGGCAGUUGAGUGGUACCCAGAGGAUUCACCCACAAGAGAUACAUUGGACCACAUUGCUAAGUCCAGUCGUGCGGUGACCUCGGCUUUGGCCUUCAUCAGCAGCUGUGCCAAUCCUGUCCUCUACAUCUUUGCUGGGAAGUCCUACAUCAAGCGGAACGGCCUCGCCUUCAUGGCUCGGCUCUUUGAGGGCACGUCGUUGGACCAGACAGGAACCAAAAAGAGUCGGGUCGUGGGUAAAGACACCGUGGUAAACAGUAACGCCGACUCUUCAAACGGCACAGGAAUUAGUCUUUCACAAAACGGGAGAUGAGCGUUGAAUGAACUUGCAUAAAUGGGAGAAAAAUUGUAAAUCUACAUGUGGAGUCUGUGUGUUUGGCUACAUGUGAGCCUGAAUUUGCUGCGCUUAGAAAAUACAGACGAAACCAAAGCUAGUGCUGACUGUUCUGUAGAUAAUAAAACAUAAGUUGGACUGAAGUCAGAAGCCUGCAUCAGAAAUGUAUAUAAUUAUUUUUUUACUGUUUCUUUUCUGUAUUAUAUUAUAAUUUUGCGUCUGUCACAGAGAAUGACACUUGAAUAAGGAAAAAACAAUAACUACAAAAUAUCUAUCAGUUUCUUCUUGGGGAGCUUUGUGAGAAAAAAAAAAAACACCUUUCUUUUUAAUGUCUUUUUAAUCCCCCUAUUAAGCAUUUACAAGCAAUAAACAGUUAAUAACUCAUGACACUAUAAUGUAGUUUUAUGCAGAUAUGGCAUUUUUAAGUAUUUAUUAAUGUACAAUAUUUGCUAAUCCUAUCCUAUGAACACAUAUUAGAUAACAGCAUCCACUUGUAGAUGCUGACAGAUACAUUAACACACAUUUCUUCUAAGUCAGCCUACAUUAUAGCGUCAAACCUUUAACCCACAACACUGAAACCCCCACAUAAAUGUCACUUAUUUCCUAUAAGCUUAACUAACUCAUCAGAGCACAUUUCAGUUAUAAUCACUUCCAAAAGGCUCAACUACUUUUUUCUUUGCGAAUCAAGACCUCUUCAGUUAACUUAGGCGGUCACACACACACACACACACACACACACACACCAAGUAGUCUGAGAAUGUGGUGGGUGUGAGAUUCUUGUUCAGGGUAGAUCACCUCCCUCCCCUCUUUGAAACAUUUGGAGGUGGAUGCAGACAUGUGGUCACUCAGUACUCAAACUGAGCAUCACACUAAGAUGUUGUAAAACUGUGGCAUCAACUGCAUACAUGAAAAUCCAGGUACUGCAGAAUCUUUGCACCUUUUAUGAUUUUACAGUUUGUCAGUCAGGUCUGUAAGUUUUCUCAUUUGAAGCCCCCCCUCCACACACACACACACACACACACACACACACACACACACACACACACACUUUGCAGGGAGUAGAAACAGUGGAAUUUCUUGAUGCAGUAAUGACAGCAAACAGUUUGACUGCUGCAUGUGGAUAACAGCUUUGUCCGAGUUAUUUUUAAAUGUUUUGCACUGAUGGUUUUCCAUUUUCAGCACUGUAAUACAUGUUUUAUCCCCCGUUGCGAUUCAACAUGCUUUUUUUUUUUUUU
Scatophagus argus is the source of this 2503-nucleotide messenger RNA. It is a transcript of the gene ltb4r2b, whose product is annotated as leukotriene B4 receptor 2b. Lineage: Eukaryota; Metazoa; Chordata; Actinopteri; Scatophagidae. Gene Ontology annotation, molecular function: G protein-coupled receptor activity. Gene Ontology annotation, cellular component: membrane. The transcript is spliced from 5 exons. The record is from RefSeq and is a predicted model, not a curated record. Bases 156 to 1247 code for a protein of 363 amino acids. Gene Ontology annotation, biological process: immune response; G protein-coupled receptor signaling pathway.